Molossus molossus (Pallas's mastiff bat) is the source of this 525-nucleotide messenger RNA. RefSeq names its product chromosome unknown C8orf89 homolog (gene CUNH8orf89). Bases 1 to 525 code for a protein of 174 amino acids. The transcript has 4 exons. The record is from RefSeq and is a predicted model, not a curated record. NCBI's taxonomy places the organism in Eukaryota, Metazoa, Chordata, Mammalia, Chiroptera, Molossidae.
AUGUCACUGUCACCAGAAUUGUUGAAAGAAGUAAAAAUGCCGACGCUAUCUCCUGAGAUCAAAUGUGAGACUUCGAAUGUCACCAGAAAUUCCUUUGACAGUUAUUUUCUUUUUGAGAAUAGUUGGAGGAAAGCAGUUUUAGAAACAGAAAAAUUGAGGAACGAAUACACCAGAGCAUUUGGUCUAGAAGAGCUCAGAGAACAUGUCAAAAUGCCGUAUUUGCCAGGACUGCAAAGUUGCCCAAAGAGUGUGAGUUCAUCUCCACCACAGGUUCCUAGCAGGCGGCGGUGCGCUGACGCCCAGAUGCCUCCGGUCAGGAUAAAGAAGACUAAGGAGCCCUGCACUGUGGUACCGCUUCAGGAGAGAGCAAAAGGUUCUGGCUUCAGCGAUCCCCUCGCUGGAGCCCCAUCUCAGUACUUACAGAGACUUUCCAAAAUGGCCAUGCUGGAGUGCGACACCAUGCGUCAGGAGACGGCCAGGAAGUCCAGGAAGGGUAAGAAGCAAGAGCUGCGAGACUGCUGGUGA